Messenger RNA from Glarea lozoyensis ATCC 20868, 927 nucleotides. RefSeq names its product alpha/beta-Hydrolase. Lineage: Eukaryota; Fungi; Ascomycota; Leotiomycetes; Helotiales; Helotiaceae. Bases 1 to 927 code for a protein of 308 amino acids. The transcript has 2 exons. The record is from RefSeq and is a predicted model, not a curated record.
AUGAACUCUUCUCCUGUGUUCGUGAUUGUUCCAGGGGCAUCUCAAACGCCUUCCCACUACGCACAUAUCAUCCACCUUCUCCAAGCUCGCGGCCACGGAACAUUGACCGCCCUCCUUCCUAGCGGUGGGGCAACGCGUUUAGUCAGUGCUGCAGAAGAUGCCGAAUUUGUACGAUCACGCAUGAUUCUUCCUAUUUUGGAUAUCGAAAAAUACGAUGUCAUUUUGAUCAUGCACUCUUAUGGAGGUUUACCAGGAAGUGCCGCUGCUCGAGGCCUGGGUAGUGCAGAUCGAGCGACAUCGGGACGAAAGACCGCUGUCCUUGGCCAAAUCUUCAUCGCUUCAAUACUUCCACAUGGCGGCAAUGGGGAGGAUGUGAUAGCACUUCUGGGAGGUAAAUGGCCAUCAUUCAUUGAUGUUCAUGAAAGCGAACAACGCAUCAAGUGUGACCAACCGAAGAUACCACUAUACGACGAUGUUCCUCCACUCAUUUCGAAGGGUACGGAGCUGUCAUCAAUCAGUCAAAGCAUUCAAUGCUUCACGAGUCCAUGCCCGCUUACAAGUUGGCAUGAAGAGGCAUUUUUCGGCAGGUGCGCAUACAUACGCACACGAAAUGAUCAGGCAGUGCCGUACGAAGUGCAGAACGCAAUGUUGGAUAGCACAGUCACAAUGCAGAACUGGGUCAUUCGAGAUAUUGCUGCUGGAAAUAGUCCCCAGCUUGCCUUACCAGAGAAAUUAGUUGAAAUUAUCCUAGCCAUUUCCCAACAGUUCGAAGUGUUGCCAUUGCCGACGACAAGUCGUGAGGGGUUGGAUUUAUCGUUUUCUGUUGGAAAGUACCAAUUGAGCAGUCUAGUACGUGCUCAAACUAGAUGGCUCACUUCCAGAGUCAAGGGCCUGGUUCACCAUCGUAGCGGUCGUAAAUUACAAUAG